AUGGAACCACCAAUUGUUUAUUAUCCACGUAUAGAAUAUAUCGAGACAGAUACAGGCAAUAAAGUUAGUCGCAAGUCAGUAAUAUGUGGAAGUCAAAAUAUCAUACUUGGUGGAAAGACAAUUAUUCAAACUGACUGUGUUAUUCGAGGAGAUUUGAGACGUACCGGAGGAGGUCACGCAGUAGUUGUCGCUAUUGGGAGAUAUUGUCUUUUAUCCAAAGGGAGUAUUAUUCGACCUCCCUACAAGACUUAUAAAGGGAUUUUUAGUUAUUAUCCUAUGAAAAUAGGCGAUCAUGUAUCAAUCGGAGAAGGUAGCAUUGUAGAAGCAGCUACAAUUGGCUCGUUUGUGCAUAUAGGAAAGAAUUGUGUAAUUGGACGUUUUGCAAUAAUUAAAGAUUGUUGUAGAAUUGAAGAUAAUACAGUGAUACCACCAAAUACAGUUGUUCCUUCAUUUUCAAUCUAUGAUGGAUCUCCUGGUGUCUUUGUAGAUGAAUUACCAGAAUGUGUUCAAGAUCUUUAUGAAACUAAAACUAAAGAAUAUUAUACCAAAUUUCAACCUAAGGAUUAA
Molecule: messenger RNA, 567 nt
Organism: Diversispora eburnea
Lineage: Eukaryota; Fungi; Glomeromycota; Glomeromycetes; Diversisporales; Diversisporaceae
Source: the annotation of a GenBank genome assembly